Marmota flaviventris (yellow-bellied marmot) is the source of this 1078-nucleotide messenger RNA. It is a transcript of the gene Cd3e, whose product is annotated as CD3 epsilon subunit of T-cell receptor complex. Gene Ontology annotation, biological process: cell surface receptor signaling pathway; positive thymic T cell selection. The record is from RefSeq and is a predicted model, not a curated record. Gene Ontology annotation, molecular function: transmembrane signaling receptor activity. Gene Ontology annotation, cellular component: external side of plasma membrane; alpha-beta T cell receptor complex; membrane. NCBI's taxonomy places the organism in Eukaryota, Metazoa, Chordata, Mammalia, Rodentia, Sciuridae.
AGCUCCUUCAGGAUUUGUCUCAAGUCCUCUUGCUCAACCUUAGGAGAAGUCUAUGAGGCCCAGCUUUUCUCGGCCAGUCCAGGUGGAGGCCUCUGCCUCCAACAUUUCCAAGUGACGUAGAACCACAGACCCAGAGGCCCCUCUGCACUUCCUGUGUGGUGUUCAGAAGCCCGCCUCCCCUCUCAGCCUCAGGUGCUUGCUUCAGAAAAUGAAGUAAUAAGCUGACUCUUCACCGUCUCAGUAGAGUGAGUGUCCAGUGAGAGAAGGAUGCAGUCAAGCACUCUCUGGGGAGUUCUGGGACUCUGCCUCCUAUCAGUUGGUGCUUGGGGGCAGGAAGAUGAUGAAGAAAAUGAUGACCUAACACAGAUACAAUACAAAGUCUCCAUCUCGGGAACUGAUGUGAUGCUGACAUGCCCUCCAAAAGCUCUGCAGGGCACAAUAAAUUGGGAAAGAAAUGACAAAAAACUAGAAGGCGAAAAUGACGAACAACUGUUACUGAAGAAUUUUUCAGAAAUAGAUAACAGUGGUUAUUACGCCUGCUACACAACCCCAAGACAAAAAGAGAAUAUCCAUUUUCUGUACCUGAGAGCUAGAGUGUGUGAGAACUGCGUAGAGGUGGAUCUGACGGCUGUGGCCACAGUCAUCGUAGUCGACAUCAUUGUCACUCUGGGCUUGCUGAUGCUGGUUUAUUACUGGAGCAAGAAUAGAAAGGCCAAGUCCAAACCUGUGACACGUGGAGCAGGCGCUGGUGGCAGGCCCAGGGGACAAAAGAAGGAGAGGCCACCACCUGUUCCCAACCCGGACUAUGAGCCCAUCCGGAAAGGCCAGCGGGACCUGUAUUCUGGCCUGAAUCAGAGAGGAAUCUGACAGCUCUGGAGGAUCGCCUACGUCUGCCUCUCCCUAGGCACCCUGCAAUUCCUUGUUCCCUGGACAAGUUUUGGACCCUACAAGAGAAUUGUUCUUCAGUCUCACGGUGAACUCACAACAUCCUGCAGAAUUGUCUUUGGCUCGUUCCUUCCUGCCAUCUCUACCUGCCGCCCAGUUCUAGGAUUUUUCUGCUUCAUUGUCCUUUGAAACA